Molecule: messenger RNA, 963 nt
Organism: Anopheles cruzii
Lineage: Eukaryota; Metazoa; Arthropoda; Insecta; Diptera; Culicidae
Product: trypsin eta-like
Exons: 4
Coding region: 40-963 (307 amino acids)
Biological process (GO): proteolysis
Molecular function (GO): serine-type endopeptidase activity
Source: RefSeq, a predicted model, not a curated record
UUUUGUUCCGUAAUUCUUGCGUUUCUUCGUGCGUUCGAAAUGGUUACAAAUAGUGUGAGCUUCUCACCGACCCAUCUAUCGAGGCUCCUACUUAUUGUACUGUACGUGUUGCCGAAUCAUCUGCCCUGCAAGGCAACGGACCCAAGAAUAGUGGGCGGCUUCCCUGCCAACAGUGUUGUUACGAGGCAUCAGGUGUCAGUCCGCAACAAAGCAACCGACCAGGUCUCGUUCGGACGUGGUCAUAUCUGCGGCGGAAGUCUCAUUACCAAAUCCACAGUCCUUACGGCCGCGCACUGUCUUGUGGACAAUAAUGAUAGACCGCGGUCGGCCAGCUACUUCCGAGUAGUAGGCGGCAAUAUUGCUCGCAGCUCCCAAACGGCGACAACGUUCGUUACCGACGUGACGCGGAACGUCGUGCACGCCAAUUACAACCCGUCUGGAUUUCUCAAUGACGUGGGCAUGCUAAUCUUAGCCAAACAGGUGCCCGUGAACCAUGCGACUUUGCAGCCGAUUACGCUGGCCACCAGAUUGCCAGCGAGUGGCACGGUUUGCCAAACAACUGGCUGGGGCAGCACGUAUUAUGGAGGUUCCUCAACCGAACAACUGAUGGCCGUCAACGUGUCCAUCAUCGCUACCGCCACCUGCAAUGGACGGGACAGCUACGGCGGCUCAAUCCGUAGCGGUAUGAUGUGUGCCGGCAACUGGAGUGGUGGCCAGGACGCUUGUCAAGGUGACUCCGGCGGUCCUCUUGUGUGUGACGCGCUUCUGGUCGGUGUGGUUUCACAUGGUAUCGAGUGUGCACGGCCACGAUUACCUGGAGUGUACGCUGACGUGGCGUACUAUGGCGACUGGAUUGCACGGAACGGUGUCGCAAGCAGUUGGCCAAUGGUGCAGCUACCUUUGUUGGUACUGAUGGUUGGGUCAGCAGCUUUAGGUCGCCAUUCAGUCACAGUUCUCCAAUAA